Messenger RNA from Eimeria acervulina, 2184 nucleotides. RefSeq names its product ATP-dependent (S)-NAD(P)H-hydrate dehydratase , related. The transcript is spliced from 7 exons. Bases 1 to 2184 code for a protein of 727 amino acids. The record is from RefSeq and is a predicted model, not a curated record. Gene Ontology annotation, biological process: metabolite repair. Gene Ontology annotation, molecular function: ATP-dependent NAD(P)H-hydrate dehydratase activity. Lineage: Eukaryota; Apicomplexa; Conoidasida; Eucoccidiorida; Eimeriidae.
AUGCUCUCCUGCCUUUCCCGUUGCAGCAGCAGCAGCAGCAGCAGCAGCAGCAGCAGCAGCAGCGUCUUCAUCGCCAGGGCCCCCCUGCGUGUGCUCCUGCUGUCCAGGCGGCUGCAGCAGCCGCAGCAGCAGCAUCAGCAGCAGCAACUCUCAGCUAUUUCAAGCUUUUCGCCCUACAUCUUUCGCCAGGCAGCAACUCCAGUGGCUCCAGAAGCUGCAGCAACGCGGAUCGUUCUUGCUGCAGCACCACGAAUAGCAGCAGCAGCAGCAGCAGCAGCAGCGCAAGCAGUAGCAGCAGCACAAACACUAGUAGCAGCAGCACAAACACCGGCAGCAGACGCUGCAGUAGCAGGGAUGGCGCAUAAACAGUCUGCAGGGCAGCUCUCUGCGGGUGGCGGGAGCAGCGGCGGCGGCGGCGGCGGCAGCAGCAGCAGCAGCGGCAGCAGCAGCAGCGCAGCGGGAGCAGUGCAUUCCCAACACAAGCCAUCGCAUAUGCUGGUGCUCACGAAGGACGAAACAGACGCAGCACAUAAGGCAACAAACCAGUGGCUACGAGGUGAAGCAGCAGCAACCGUUGCUGCUGGUGCUGCUGUUGCUGUUGCUGCUGCUGCUGCUGCUAUUGCUGCUGCUGCUAUUGGUGCUGCUGCUAUUGUUGUGGAGGAGGUGCUGCUGCCUUCAAUUGACUUCAGGGAGCACAAGGGCAGAUACGGGAAGGUUUGUGUUAUAGGGGGGUCGGCAGCUUAUACAGGGGCCCCCUACUUCGUUGCCGCUGCGGCGCUGCGCAUGGGUGCGGAUUUGGCUACGAUUAUAACUACGCCCAGCGCUGCGGUGCCAAUUAAGUCGUACAGCCCAGAGCUUCUUGUAUAUCCUAUCUUACCUUGCCGCUACGAAGUGCACGGGAAGGGCAGUGCGCAUGAGGGCCCCUUCGACUAUCAGAUGGAGUUGGCGCGGCUGAGGAUCCAUGCGGAGCCUGUGCUUCGCAAGGCGGAUGUCGUUGUGAUAGGCCCUGGCCUUGGAGGCAGCAGCAACUACCGCAUUCACGAGGAAGAUGAUGUGCAGCAGCAGCACCGCCACCACCACCAUCAGCAGCAGCAGCAGCAGCAGCAGCAGCACGCGCACAGUUCAGGAGAUAAGCCUGGAGGCCGCUUGUCUCAAUUGUUUAAAGGCGCAUUAGAAGAUGUGCAUAAGGUUGUGAGGGGCAGCUCUUCGUCUUGCAAUGCAGCAGAUCAGAAGGCAGCAGCAGCAGCAGCAGCAGCAGCAGCAGCUGACCCAACCAACCCCGCUACUAUGGACUACGCACGCCUUAAAGCUGCUGCAAGAGAGGCAGAAUCUGCUGCUUCUGUCACCCAAAAAGCAGCAAUUAUGCUGCUGAGGCUCUGCAUGCACCUACGCAAACCCCUCAUCUUGGAUGCGGACAUGCUUCGCAUUUUAUCGAUCCCAGGACACGAACAUUUUCUGUCUUUGUUGGAGGGGUACGGGGAUGCGGUAUUAACACCAAAUGCGUAUGAAUUAGAGUUGCUGCUGCAGGCGCUGAUGCGCCGGCAGCAGCAGCAGCAGCAGCAGCAGCAGCAGAGUGGGGUCGCAGCAGUAAGAGAACGUUUCUUGCCCUGUCCAGCGCAUGCAUUAUUCCCGGAGUCAAUAAAAGCAGAGAGCCUAACGAUGAACAUAAGAGAGACAGUGGCGCUGCUGCGGGGCCCUUGUGUCUUUGCAAAGGGGAGAGUAGAUCUGCUGGGAGCAUAUGCAGGCUUCGAGCAGCAGCAGGAAGGAGAAGUGUUUGCUGCAGUUGGUAGUCUUGAUGCUCGCUUCUUAGGGGCCCCCAAACGCUCUGGGGGUCAGGGAGAUUUAUUGUGUGGUGUCUUAGCGCAGAUGCUGGUGUGGGGUGAGAGGGUGGGCGGACAGCAGCAGCAGCAGCAGCAGCAGCAGCAAAUGCAGCAGCAGGAGCAGCAGCAGCGGGAAUUGGUUGCAUGCAUAGAGGGCAUGGGUCUUAAUGUACCUUUCUGUAGCAGCAGCACAGCCCCAAAACUCUUCUUAAUGCAUGCAGCAAGCCUACUCACAAGACAAGCUGCUGCUCUAGCCUACAGACAUCACGGAAGGGGCCUCAGUGUUAAUCAGAUAUUAGAGAGACUCGGUGCUGCUGCUGCUAUUAUCUUCCCCAAUGCGUGGCUGCAGCAGGACACACGCUAG